This is a messenger RNA of Colossoma macropomum (tambaqui), 5531 nucleotides long. Its product is annotated as cilia- and flagella-associated protein 44. Gene Ontology annotation, molecular function: protein binding. The transcript has 34 exons. Bases 30 to 5531 code for a protein of 1833 amino acids. NCBI's taxonomy places the organism in Eukaryota, Metazoa, Chordata, Actinopteri, Characiformes, Serrasalmidae. The record is from RefSeq and is a predicted model, not a curated record.
GCCCAAACAAAACGGACUCCUCAGAGGAAAUGAGUGAAGAAGUCGCUUCACAAGAUGGUCCACUUGAAAAGCUGGAUGCCCCAGACGAAGCAGGAGGUGGCCCUGCAGAUCUAAGCUCUGAGGACCACACAGUUUCCACACCAGAGCCUGGUGAACAGACUGAGGCUGAGCAGCCACCUGCGAGUGAGAUUAAAGAUGCAGAACAUGUUAUUUCUGAAAACAUUGAGGCAAAAGAAGGGAGCAGUGGAGAGGAAGAGAAGGAAAAGCAGAAGAGCAGAAUUCCAGAAGAUUUGUAUUAUGACUUUGAGGAGCUCUACUCCAGACCAUUCACUACAGAAGGCUCCAGCAUCCCUCAGAAUCUGCUGCAACUUUCGCAUUCAUUCGGAUACGACUGCAGGCGGAGGGCUAACCUGCAGCUGCUGGACGAGCACACGCUGGCCUUCGUGGCUGGAAAUGUGCUGGUCCUCCUGGACAUUCGCACCAAAGAGCAUCACUACAUCCGCAGCUGCAGUGGAGGCGGCAUAGGCACAAUUAUGCCUCAUCCCAGCAGGAGGUACGUUGCUGUGGCGGAGAAAGGCGAGCAGCCCAGUAUCAUUAUUUAUGAAUACCCUUCACUGCGCCCCUACAGGAUCCUCAGAGGUGGAACAGGUCGGGCGUACACUUUUGUGGAUUUCAACCGUGAGGGCACCCUGCUGGCCAGUGUUGGCAGCGCCCCUGACUACAUGCUGACCCUGUGGGACUGGAGGCAGGAACAAGUGAUGCUGCGCUGCAAAGCAUUUUCUCAGGACAUCUACAGAGUGACUUUCUCUCCAGAUAAUCCAGGACAGCUCACCACCUCCGGCUCCGGACACAUCAAGUUCUGGAAAAUGGCAAACACUUUCACUGGUCUGAAGCUGCAAGGCAUUCUAGGAAGGUUUGGAAAAACAGCUCUGACUGAUAUAGAGGGAUAUGUGGAGCUUCCUGAUGGAAAGGUGGUCUCCGGUUCGGAGUGGGGGAAUAUGCUUCUGUGGGAUGGAGGCUUGAUAAAAGUGGAGAUUUGUCGAAAAGAGGGACGGACUUGUCACAGUGGGGCCAUCCAGCAGUUUGCACUGGACGAGGGAGAGCUGAUGACCAUAGGUACUGAUGGAGCGGUCAGGUGCUGGGAUUUCGAGAGCAUUGAUGCAGCAGACAGUGUGGAUGACAGUGGGCUGUUUGAGAUUGAGCCCAUGAAUGAGAUGAUAAUUGGCCGCAGUGUGAGCCUGACCUCAAUGGUCAAGAGCACCAUCCCAGACACUACUAUCUGGUACGCACAGGAUUCUAAUGGAGGAAUCUGGAAACUGGACCUCUCCUUCUCCAAUAUUACGCAGGAUCCGGAAUGUCUUUUCUCAUUCCAUGCUGGAGCCAUUGAGGGCAUGGAUGUGUCUGGUAGCAGUCACUUGAUGGCCACCACUGCACUAGACCGUUCUGUCAGGAUUUUUGACUUCCUCUCAAAGAAAGAACUCACAGCCUGCCGCUACAAACAGGGGGGGACCUCCCUCACCUGGGCCCCCUGCAUGGUGAGCAGCAAUGAGGGUUUGGUGGUGGUGGGUUUUGAUGAUGGUGUUGUGCGUCUGUUGGAGUUGUUUAACCCUCACAGCCUCCGAGCGGUCGCUGGGCGCAGUCGCUCUGGAGAGGCUGAGCUCCGCCUCAAACAGGCCUUCAAACCUCACAAUGCACCUGUGACUGCCAUCUCCUAUGAGCGCAAAGGGGCCAUCAUGGCUACUGGGAGCGUGGACUGCACAGUGUUUUUCUUUGUGGUAGGGGAGCAAUAUGAGCCUGUAGGCUUUGUGACCGUCCCAGGACCAGUGCAGGUCCUCCAGUGGGCUCCUCAGUCACAUGAGAGAAACACACUGUUGGUGGCGUGUCAGACUGGCCAUGUAGUGGAAAUUGAGGCUCCUGGCCCAGAUGUUCAGAAUGAUGGCAGCACAUACCAACUCCAGAACCUUCCCAUCAGACACUUCUGCUUCAGCAGCAUCAAAUCACGCAUCAAGAGGGAUGCAGAGAUGGCGCGCAGGCAGGCUGUGAAGGAGAAGAAAAAGCAGGAGCGAGAGGAGAGAUUACGGAAAGUGAAGGAGCAGGGACGAGAGCCCACAGAAGAGGAGCUGCACGAGGGAGAGGACGGAGAGGAGGAGGAAGAGUUGCCGCCACUGUACAUCCCUAACCCCCCCAGUCCUCUGCACUGUGCCUUUUACUCACAACCUGGAGCCUUCUGGCUUUCUAUGGGGGGCUAUGACUCAGGUUAUCUGUAUCACUGUAAGUUUGCGGAGCAGCAGUCUGUGGAUGUUUUAGAGCGGAGAGAUGAGCCGUUCUCCUUUAUCCCUGUGCAGGACACCGAACACAACCCCAUCCUCACUAUCUGCUUUAGUGCGGAGAGGCAGCUGCUCCUGUGUGGGAUGCAGGACGGCAGUAUGCGAGCAUUUCUUCUGGAAGCAGGUGAGUUGCCCCCGGGCUCCAUGCGGGCAUACUGGGCCUUUAGUGUCCACGAUAAUCAGUAUGGCAGCAUCCGCCAGCUUCGCUUCAGCCAUGAUAGCAGCUUUGUUCUGAGUGGCGGAGCGGAUGGAAACAUCUUCAGCUUCAGGCUGCUGGAGAAGGAGGAGCUGCAGAAACACCAGGCAAAAAUACCCUCACCCCGCAUUGGUUUGGAGGCAGAGCCAGCAGCCCCAGAUAUAGAGGACCCUGCUGCGUACAGUAUCGAGACGGCUAAGCAGAAGCUAGAGCUGGAGCGCAUGCAGAGGGAGGCCGAGUUGCGGAAGCAGGAGAAGCGUAAGAAGCUGUCAGAGUUACAGAGUCGAUUCCAGACACUGUUGCAGCACAACCAGAGCCUCCCAGAACACGUCCGUCUGCAGCGCACGGAGUUGGAGUUGGACCACCGCUUCCGUGAGGAUGCAGAAAGAGUGGCAGCUGAGAGAGUGAGAGAAGUGAGGAGAGAGUUAGCCUGGGAGGAGGAGAGACACCGUAUCGGCCUCCAGAAGCUACAGGAGAGGUUUUGGAAUUCACUGAUGUGUGACACAGUGACAGUGACAGCAAUUGAGAGUGAUUAUAAAGUGUCCACCUACAGGCUACAGGUCCUGUCCAGUAAGUUUCAACAGAUGAAAGAACAUGAUCGGACUGUCCAGCAACCAAGCAGCGUUGAUCAGGAGCGCUGGCAGAGUAAAGGAGAACAGAAAGACCCUGGAAACAUCACAGCAGGGCAGGAGGGUCUAGCAGAGCCAGUUGUGCUGCAGCCGCGGGCGCCGCAAGCAGGGGGCAGUAAACUGGCAGGCAGACAGGCCGAGAAACUGCGCAAGGCAGCAGAGAAAGCAGAGAGAGCCCGCGCCAAGAUUGAGAAGAGAAAGAAGGAGUGGGCCGAGCUCUAUGCCGCGAAACCCAGUGAGGACUGUGAAGACCCUGAGGAUGUUCGUGCAAUCCGAUUGGCCACAGAGAACAUGGGUGACUUCAAACUGAAAACGGCCAAAGACUUCACAGUGCCUGAGCACCUGAGGAUGAAUGUGGAGAAGAAGAAAGCACAGCUGGUCAUCCUGGAGGAACAGAUCUAUCAGAGGAAGAGUGAGAUAAAUGAGCGUGUGCUGGCUCUGCGGGACUCGAAGGUGGCGCUUAUUUCCCUGCUCCGCUCUCUCCUGAGCAAGCUGCGGACCCUGCAGGAGCUGCUGCCCGUGGAGAAGCACCGCCCGCUACCUAGUGUGCCCACCGUGCUACCCGAGGAGACGCCCGAAAGGAAGCUGCGCUACAGCCGUGCCACCCUGCAUCGCUACGCCGCCCUGAGGGACCAAGUGGGCCGUCCCGCUCAGGAAGAAGAACAGGAGCAGACACAGGAUGUGCUGGAGCUUCUCCAACGAGAGAACAAAGAGGACACACACACACAGGAGGAACUCACACACUCACACGCCAACACACACACACAGGAGCAGCUCACUGAACUGGAGCUGGAGAUGAAGGACAUGGAGGAGAUCCGCAACCUUUACAUGCAGGACACACUGAUCAAACAGAUGGAGGAGGCAGUGUGGCGUUUUGAUGCUGAGUUGCGUUUGCUGCGGGACGAGAAGCUGCGGCUGGACGUCCAGAUGAAGCUGGCUGACCUGCGGCACGUCACAUUGUUUCAGGAGCUUCUCCUGCUUAAAGAGUUCGAGAAGAGAGAGAACACGCUGCAGGAGAGACUCAACACCCGCAUGCAGGAGGAGAGAGAGCUGAGGUUGAAACUUGAGGAGUGUAAGCAGCAGUUGGAGCUGAAGAAGAGAGACAUAGCCAAGCUGCAGGAGAGAGAGAAAGCUCUAACUGCUACCUUCCUCGCCUCGCUCGGGGAAAACAAUAAGCUUACAGACUUUCUCACCAGAGUUUUCAAGAAAAAGAUCAAACGAGUGAAGAAGAAAGAGAAGACUAGCACUGAGGAGCAACAGGAGGACAGUGAUCAGGAUUCUGAUGAAGAGUCGGACUGGAAUGAUGAUGAGGAUGAUGAAGAGUCGGAGAGUGGUAUUGGUGUGCUGGAUGACAGCGUGUGUCCGCCAAACUGUGAUCCGGAGCUGUUUGAGAACACAGUGAAGUUGCGUGAGCACCGUCUGGAUGUGGAGGAGCUGCUGCUGGAGGAGAAGAAGAGCGCAGAAAGCCUAAAGAAAGAGUGUGACUCUCUGCUCAAGAAAGAGAAGAUAGUGCAGAGCAGUCUGAAAGCAGCAGAGGGCAACCUGGAGCUCUUUAACAGAGAGAAGCAGCAGAAACUAAAUGAGCUGGAUGUGGUCGUCCCACUAAGACUGCACCAGAUUGAGUAUACGAUUGAUGACGUGGUCCCCUCUAAGCUGGGCAUGGCCUUGGUUCUGAAUACAGCAGCAGUGGGGCGCCUGCAGGAGCGCAUUAAGGAGCUGCAGCAAGAGAAGAGCCAGCAGAGGGAGCUCUACAGACAUGCCCGCCAGCAACAUGUACAGCUCAGCCACGAGCGCACAGACAUGGAAGCCAAGAUACAGGAGUUGGAGGCUCGCUGUGAGCAGAUGAUGAUGAUGAAGUUUGGUAAACUAGUGGACCUGGAGGCCCUGCAGACUCUGUCGGGCAGCAGGACGCUGGAGGAGAUGAGGCAGGAGAGCCGAGUUAGAGAGGCAGAGUACACACAGGAACUCAAACUCUGGCAGGACAAAGUGGCUGAUGCCAGGCUGGCAGUGACCGAAGUGACCAGAGACCACACUGAGCGCCUGCACAGACUCAACGGCCUACUGACCCAACAAAAACAACUGGAGGAUAAACUCAACACCAGACAGAGGAAGAUGGGUGCACAGUUCCAGGGUCGGCGGCAGGUUGAGGAAGAGGAGCAGCGACGGAUGCAGAAGCUGAUCCAGAGUCAGGUUGAGGAAAUUGAGUCACUGAGGCAGGAGAUCGGCGCCCUGUCCCGAAAAGGUGGAAACAUUCUCCCCCCAUCACAGCCCAGCCUACCUCCCAUCCCCACCAUGCCACUCGCCCACAUACAGCACCCACACACGCACUUCAGCAUGGGCUGGAGACACACCCCUAGCAGCAGCCAUGAGGUGGAGUAG